Molecule: messenger RNA, 1029 nt
Organism: Cladophialophora carrionii CBS 160.54
Lineage: Eukaryota; Fungi; Ascomycota; Eurotiomycetes; Chaetothyriales; Herpotrichiellaceae
Exons: 1
Coding region: 1-1029 (342 amino acids)
Molecular function (GO): dioxygenase activity
Source: RefSeq, a predicted model, not a curated record
AUGAUCGCGCCCAUGUCCCAUGAUGACCUGCCGGCCUUCCCAGAAGGAUUGCCGUUGGCUCCCAUCGCCCGCAUCUCGCACAAUAAACUCCUCCAGAACGAUCCAGCGGAGGCGGAGAAGGUCUUAGAGGCUUGCAGAACUCAUGGCUUCUUUUACCUCGACCUCACCGACACCGACGACGGCCAGACCCUGUUGGGAGAGAGCGAAGACCUCCUAGAGCUCGCCUAUCGCGCCUUUGACUGUCCCGUCGAAGAAAAGCGCAAGUUCGCCCUCGUCAAAGGCGUCAGCCUCUUCGGAUACAAGGAAAAUGGCACCGUCAAAUUGACCGACCCAGAAAAGCGCCCCGACACGACCGAGUUCUUCAACGUGUCCAAAGACCACAUGCAUGGCAUCACUGAAAGCCGGACCUAUCCCUCGACGAUCACAGACAACAGAGAUCUCUUCAAACAGUUCACCCGCAACGCGCACGAAACCUGCAUGCUUGUCCUGACCACACUGGCGAAGCAGCUUAACCUUGCGCCCGACGCCUUUGCGAACAAAAAUCUCUUCAGUGAGCCCUCGGGCGAUCACUGCCGCCUAACGCACAAAUUUGCCCAUUACUCCGACAAGUCUGCCAUCGGUUUACCCUCGCACACCGACUUUGGGUCCAUAACGAUGCUGUUCAAUUGGCUGGGCGGGCUUCAGAUCCAGUCUCAUGAUCCAGCCAAGAACCGCGAGUGGGAGUACGUCAAGCCCAUGCCCGGACACGCCAUUAUCAACCUCGGAGACGCCAUGGUCACCUUCACGAACGGGCUGCUCAAAUCAGGCAAACACCGCGUCAUUCCAGCGCCGGGUGAGCAGGCCAGCGUGGAUCGGUACAGCGUCGUGUACUUUGUGAGGCCGCACGAUUCAGUCAUGAUGGAACCGCUUCCGGAGUUUACCAACUUGGCAGCCCAUUUGAAAGUCGCGGGGAAGUUUGAACCCGAGGGCGGCAAGACGCUCACAGCAGGGGAGUGGAUGAGACAGCGGUCGAUUCAGCUUGGAUCGUGA